This is a messenger RNA of Xiphias gladius (swordfish), 1465 nucleotides long. RefSeq names its product Na(+)/H(+) exchange regulatory cofactor NHE-RF3-like. The transcript is spliced from 6 exons. NCBI's taxonomy places the organism in Eukaryota, Metazoa, Chordata, Actinopteri, Istiophoriformes, Xiphiidae. The record is from RefSeq and is a predicted model, not a curated record. The annotation marks the transcript as partial. Gene Ontology annotation, molecular function: protein-membrane adaptor activity; protein binding. Gene Ontology annotation, biological process: protein localization to plasma membrane. Gene Ontology annotation, cellular component: apical plasma membrane.
GCAGUGUCUAUGCAUUUGGACCUGAAGACACUGGCCAAAGUCUCCAAAGGGGACAAUUGGUCCAGACCCAGACUGUGCCACAUCAGUAGACAGCCGGAGCACGGCCUGGGGAUGACAGUAAUCUCAGUGGAAGGUCAGAAGGGCCGGUACGUUGUGAGCACAGUGAGUGAUGGUCCAGCAGAGAAAGCUGGUGUCUGCACUGGAGACCGACUGAUCUGGAUCAACGGAGUCCUGGUGUCAACACUCUCACACACCACGCUCAGCAAAACUGUGAAGAAGGAUGGAGAUUCAGUGACCGUGUUAGUCACUGACAGUGAGAGUGAGGCUUGCUAUGUCAGGAGGAAGAUGCCCAUCCUGCCUGUGGUAGCAGAAUGCUGCAGCCUCCCACACGUUGCGAAGACCAUGCACCUAGCUAAAGGAAGCGAUGGCUACGGCUUCCUGCUGAGACAAGAGAAGCUGGCAGGCUAUCGACGGAUAGUUCAUGUGCUGAGGGAGGUCGAUGUGGGAAGUCCAGCUGAGGGGGCAGGGAUGGAGGAUGGAGACCUGCUGCUAGCUGUCAAUGGGGAACCUGUUGAGUCCAUGGAGCAUGAGGACAUCGUCCAAAAGAUUAGACAGAGUGGUGAUAAAGUCAUCCUCACCUCUAUAUCCAUACCAGGAAGAGAAUUUUACAGAGAGUUAGGCAUGUCUCCCCUGUUGUUCCAUGAAGUAUGUACACUCCAGGAUGACAAGCAGCAGACUGUCUCCCCCUACAUUAAGAACCAGAAGGAAACACCUCUGACAAAUGGAUAUCUGACAUAUCCCACAGUGUCUGCUCACGCCAGAGAGGAGACACGCUCUGCUUUCCACUCAGACUGUGUCCCAGAUCAGUCAGGAGCUUUAAUCACAUAGGUACCCACGCUGUGAAAACUGAAAAUCUGGUGCCUAAAGAAGGAAGACCUCAUGUAUGGAGCAGUGUAUUUGGUGUCAUUCAUCUGGUUGUGGAGAACGGGGACUGCAUUGAAAACAUCCUUAGUUCUCAAAUGGGUUAUGGUGAUGGUGCCAGAAAACCACAUUCAUUUCAAGUUCCUCUGAUGAAAGGACCAACUUUUUUGAAGUUUAUUGUUCUCUGUCCUUAUUAUUCAAAGGUUAAAUUUCUUUCCUUCAUUUCACUUUCACUUCAUUUCUGCUGUUGUCAGAUAGGCUAUGGUAGUAACACUUUUAAAAAUGGAAUUUUAAAAAUAUUAAUCUGUAAUUAAGUGAUGGAUCAACUGUAGCACAGUCUGUAUUUCCCAAUUUGACAUCAAAAGGGUAUUCACUCGGAAACAGCUGGAACUGUAAUAGAUGUGUACUGCUGUUAUUACUUUAGAAAUAUGUAUUAGGCAUACAAACCCUUUAGUGUAUACUAAAGAUGCGACAGAUUUCAAAGCAGUAAGUAAUUUAUAUUACAUGUCCUUGUAUGGUUUUUCAUUUAAUGGAGACAAAAUGU